Molecule: messenger RNA, 669 nt
Organism: Hibiscus syriacus
Lineage: Eukaryota; Viridiplantae; Streptophyta; Magnoliopsida; Malvales; Malvaceae
Product: zinc finger protein ZAT11-like
Exons: 1
Coding region: 80-601 (173 amino acids)
Biological process (GO): response to chitin; response to stress
Source: RefSeq, a predicted model, not a curated record
AACGCAAUCAAUAACCCACAGCAAAAAGAGGAAGAAGGAGAAGAAGAGAAGCCAAGUGGUUUUAAUAUUCAGGUUCGUAAUGAAGAGAGAAAGAGAAAACGGAAACGAUAUUCAGGGUUUCGACAUUGCUAAAUGUCUGAUGCUUUUGUCUCAAGGCUUUGAAACGACCAAGAAUCCCAACCCUUCGAUCGACAACGAGGUUUUCGAAUGCAAAACUUGCCACCGGCGGUUCUCAUCGUUCCAAGCAUUGGGCGGCCACCGUGCCAGCCAUAAGAGACCCAAAUUGGCGGCGGAGAAAGCGAACGAUGAGACACAGACGUUCCUUAGUUUAUCCACGAAGCCCAAGACGCACGAGUGCUCUAUUUGUGGCCAGGAGAUUUCGAUGGGGCAAGCUUUGGGUGGCCAUAUGAGGAGGCACAGACCCACCGUGAACGAAACCGUCUCUCAGCCGUUUCCGGCUGUUUCGGCGGUGCAGGUGUUGAAGAGAUCGAAUAGCAGUCGGAGGGUUGCGUGUAAUUUGGACUUGAAUUUGACGCCAUUGGAGAAUGAUUUGCAAGUUUUGUUUGGAAACAAGGCUCCCAAGAUUGAUAUCUGUUUUUGACAUUUUAUUCCCAGAUUGUAAACGCUUGUAAUCUUCAUUUCAUUAACCAAAAUUUUUAAUUUGUUUCU